Molecule: messenger RNA, 3547 nt
Organism: Pungitius pungitius (ninespine stickleback)
Lineage: Eukaryota; Metazoa; Chordata; Actinopteri; Perciformes; Gasterosteidae
Gene: nexn
Product: nexilin (F actin binding protein)
Exons: 14
Coding region: 204-2735 (843 amino acids)
Biological process (GO): mitochondrial fusion
Source: RefSeq, a predicted model, not a curated record
CCUCCACGCAGCCAGCAGCCAGUGCGGUCCGUGCACCCGGUGGUCGCAUCUCGGAUUGUCCUGUUUCACUUCUUUCCACUUUCCGUCCAACUAAAGGAUUUCUUUUUCUUUUUUUCUUUUUUUUUCCUCUUCAGUCAGAAAACAAGAGGACUAAAGAGGUGACAUCUGACCAGAGUUCCUCAACCAUUCAUUGUUCUACAAAAAUGACCGAGGUGGCGCAGGUGGCGGCCGUUGUCGCCCACGACGUCGACGACGUCACAAACAAAAGCGAACGCAACGUGAGCGAUGUGGAAAACAAGGAGCAAGACCUGACCCGCGGCGAAGACGAUGUGGAGGUCGGCGACGACGACGACGCGGCCGAGGAGGACCUGGAGGGCAAAGAGCGCCUCGACGCGAGCGGCGAAGAAAGCGACGAGGCCGACGAGUCGCGCGUGAACGGUGUGAAUCACAAAGGGGACUCAGACGCUUUAAGUGGCGGAGGACAGGACGCAGAGACAAAGGAGGACGAAGACGCUGACACGCGAGAAGGCCUCAGCAUGUCUGACCUGCAACUUAAGAAAGAGAAACUCCUCCGAUCCAGAAAGCACGUGGCCAGAAGCUACGUGCCGAAGCAGAACAAAGGCAAGGGGGACGUGACGGGCAAGUUCGAGGCCAUGCAGAAGGCCCGAGAGGAGCGCAGCAGGCAGAGGAACACGGAGGAGCAGCAGAAGAGGAAGGAACAAUACGUCAAGGAGAGAGAGUGGGGUCGCAGGAAGCAGCAGAUAAAGGAACUGCUCGCUUCCAGCGAUGAGGAAGAAGAGGUGAAGCCAGCAAAGGUAGAAAAGUCCUACGUCCCUAAAAUCACAGGUAGUGUGAAGGGGAAGUUUGCAGUAAUGGAAAAACAAAGACAAGAGGAGGAAAGGAAGAGAAUGGAAGGAGAGAGGAAGAAAAGGGAAGCCCAGGACAACAUGGAAAAAGCCAAAAUAAAGAAAGAGCUGGCCAAGAAAGCUGCUGAGGAUGGAGAUGACACAAUCCAGGUACGGGUGGUUCCGGGUAAGUCAUCCCGACCACCAGGCAGAAUCAAGGUCAACUUUGAGGACAUGGAGAAGAAUCGGGAGGAGGAGGUGAAGAAGAAGGUAGAGGAAGAGAAGAAGAGGCGGUACGACGAAAACAAGCGCUCCUUCAGGGAUGCCAAGCGGCGCUCGGUGGUCGAACAGGAUGAAGAGGAGAAGCCUUCCGAGAGGAUGCAGGUGACUCCCGGAAAGCUGAAGAUGACAUUCGAGGAGCUGGAGAAGGAGAGGCAGGAGCACAAGAAGAAGCAGGCCGAGGGGGAGGCCAAGCGCCGCCUCCUAGACGAGAAGAAAGCGUUCGAGGAGGCCAGGCUGGGAAUGGGAGAAAACGAGGAGGGCACUCAGCCGGCGGAGGAAGACGCGGAGGAGUUCCGACCGGGAAAACUGAGGUUGAGCUUUGAGGAGCUGGAAAGGCAGAGGGUGGAGGAGGAGCGCAAGAAAGCAGAGGAGGAGUACAAGAGACGAAUGGAGGAGGAGAGGAGAGCUUUCGCUGAAGCCAGGAAGAGCAUGCUCGUAGAUGAGGACGACGAGGUGCUGAUGGCCUUAGUGAACCUGGAGGGCAGCAAGCCCGGGAAGAUAUGCGCCAGUUUUGAGGAUCUGGAACGCCAGAGAAGAGAGGAGGAGCAGAAGAAGGCAGAGGAGGAUGCCAAGAAGAGACUGGAGGAGGAGAAGAGGCUCUUUGCUGAGGCCCGCAAGAGCAUGGUACUAGAUGAGGAAGGAGAGAUGGUAAAGAGUGAAUCCCAGGAAACACUGCAUCCGAGAAAACUGGAGAUGAACUUUGAAGAGCUCCUGAAAGAGAAGGAAGAAGCUGAGAGGAGACGCAAGGCCGAGGAACGCAAAAAGAAAAUGGAGCAGGAGAAGCAGGAAUUUGAACAGCUCAGACAAGAGAUGGGCGAGGAUGAAGUGAAUGAAAGCUCAGAUGUUGUAAGCAAAGAGUACGAAGAACUGACCAAACUCAAGAGGACCGGCUCCAUCCAGGCCAAGAACCUCAAGUCCAAAUUUGAGAAGAUCAAGCAGCUGACGGACGAGGACAUUCAGAAAAAGAUUGACAUGGAGAGAGCACGGAGGAAGGCCGUUGAUGAUGAAAUCAAAGAGAGAGAAACUGAGAGAUUCCAGGAGGAGGAUGGGGAACAAGAAACCACUACAUUGAAGGCCGAGGAGUCACCAUUCAAACAGAAGGUGGACAUGAAAGCCAGAUUUCAACAAAUGGCCAAUGCCAGAGAGGAAGAGGAGAGGAGGAGGAUAGAAGAGCAGAAGCUGCAGAGGAUGCAGUUUGAGCAGCAAGAAAUUGAUGCUGCCCUCCAAAAGAAGAAAGACGAUGACGUGGAGGAGGAGGGUAGCAUCAUCAACGGCUCGGCGGCCUAUGAAGACGAGGAGGACCACGCCAGGUCGGGGGCUCCGUGGUUUAAAAAGCCUCUUAAAAAUCAAUCCGUGGUGGACUCGGAGCCGGUUCGGUUCACCGUUAAGAUCACAGGGGAGCCCAAGCCGGAGGUGACCUGGUGGUUCGAGGGAGAGAUGCUGCAGGAUUGCGAGGACUAUCAGUACAUAGAGAGAGGGGAGACGUACUGCCUCUACCUGCCGGAGACCUUCCCAGAAGACGAGGGAGAGUACAUGUGCAAGGCUGUGAACAGCAGAGGCACAGCAGCGAGUACCUGCAUCCUCACAGUAGAAACUUAUGACUACUGAUGCCCCUUCCGUGUUCUGGAAACUUUCCCUGUUGUCUCUCUCUCUCUCCUUUUGUAAAACUUCAUCCCUCGUGGUAUGUUCAAACAGCAGAGGGAAGGAAAUGGCAGUAUGCUUGGCAUUCCUAAGGGAGGGAUACACAACACACACACACACACACACAAAUGCAACAUGUUGUUUACGUUUGUAAAGCUGCACUCCCUGCAGAGUAGAACGAUACUUGUGCCAAAAAAAGAUUGUUGUUCCCGUGCUAUCUUACCAGCUAUUUAAGUAUCAUAUUACUGUAUUGUAAAUAUCACACUUUAUAGUCCAUACAUGGCUACGGUUAUGGUUGAGGCAUUGAAAUAUGAACAGUAAGAUGUUCUUGUGUACUGAUCUUACAGGAAUAUCAGUAAAACAUCGUGCUUCGGUAUUCUACCACUGCUCCACUACAGUUUUCAGAACUCUUUGCCAUAUCAGUAACUCGUGUUGUGAUACUUGCCUGCUUCAUAUGAAGGAGUAACAUCAGCUAAUUGGAAAACGGAAGUGAAUUGACAAUUAUAUUGCAGGAACAAAAAAAUGUGUGUGUACGUCCUGUCUUCAAAUGGAAGUUUUUAGGACAAGAUUAAAUAUUUUUAAACUGCAUGAUCAUAAAAAAAUGUUGAUUUUUCAUGUUCGAACCCCCUUUUUUUCUCUUUAAGUGAAAUAUAAUGCUCUUGAUACAUCUAUCAUAUUUCAGUUAACAAUAGGUAACUGUUUCAUGGUUCAAUAAUAGAAGAAUAAACAUAGGCUAGCUUGAAAAUGUGUCAUAUAUUAUAAAUAAAUGUUGAACAAAA